AUGGAGCUGGCCUGGCACCUCGCCCUGGUGGUUUUCCUGGGCUUUUCGUGCGGCGGGCUGGGCUGGGAGCCCGGCGGGAGCCUCAUGUGGGCGGCGGGGCCGCUCCCCGAGGCCCCGGGGGGCGCGUGUCCCGGGCCGCCGCCCGCGCUCCUGCCCCAGCGGCUGGGCCGCCUCCGCGCGCGCGGCGCCACCCACUUCCAGGUGCCCGUGUCCGCGGCGCGGCUGCUGCCCGCGGGGCCCGCCGCGCCCCCCGCCGCCGGGGCGGUGCGCUGCUACCGGCGCCUGCUGGGCGCCGUGCGGGCCGCGGGGCUGCGGCCGCUGGGGGUGCUGCCCCGCGGGGCCCUCCCGGCCGCCGCCGCCGCCUUCCGCGCCCUCGGGGACCUGGUGGACACCUGGGUCACCCUCAGCGGCCUGGAGGGGGCGCUCGCGGGGCUGCCUCCCGCGCGGCUGCGGGCCCUCGCCGACGCCCACCGGAGAGCCUACGAGGUUUACCACGAACGCUACGCCCCGCCGGGUGGAAAGCUCUCGGUGGUGCUGCCGGCCGAAGCCGCCUCGGAGCUCCUGCGAGACCCAGCCACCGCCUCCCUGGCCAAGGACGCAGUGGAUUUCCUGUCUCUCGAUUGGUCCUAUGAUUGCCGAGGAGGGCGGAGCUUGCUGCAGGAGCUGAGGGAGCUGCAGAGAAUUGAGCCAAAAGUGAAAGUUUUCAUCUUCAGUCUAAAGCUCCAGAACUGCCCCUCCACCGGGAAGAGCCGGGCUGAGCUGCUCCUCAGCGUCUUCGAAGCCCUCGAUAAAGGCCAAGAGAAGAAUAUAUUAAUUGGGUCUGACAUUAACAUAUUCCUGAACUGUUCAUCAAGUCUCGAGGAAAGCGGGUCUUGUCCCCUGACUGACAGCCCGGCCCUGCAGGGCGCGGGGCCGUGGGGCUCGGAGACCGCCCUGGGCUCCCCGCCCCGCUCCGCCUACCAGAGGGCCUGGGCCGCCUUCGCUCGCCAGCCCCCGGCGGAAAGGGAUGCUUUCCUGCGGGAUGUCUUCCCCGAAGGCUUCCUCUGGGGCGUCUCCACCGGAGCCUUCAACGUGGAAGGAGGCUGGGCCGAGGACGGAAGAGGGCCAAGCGUGUGGGACCGACCCGGACCCCAGCGGGCCGCCCCGGGCGUGGCCAGCGACAGCUACCACAAGGUGGACUCGGACGUGGCCCUGCUCCGCGGCCUCCGGGCCCAGGUCUACAAGUUCUCCAUCUCCUGGUCCCGCAUCUUCCCCACCGGGCGCGGGCCCAGCCCCAACCCCCGGGGCGUCGCCUACUACAACAGGCUCAUCGACGGCCUGCUGGCCUCGCACGUGCAGCCCAUGGCCACGCUGUUCCACUGGGACCUGCCGCGGGCCCUGCAGGACCGAGGCGGGUGGCAGAACGAGAGUGUGGUGGACGCUUUCCUGGACUACGCAGCCUUCUGCUUCUCCACCUUCGGGGACCGCGUGAAGCUGUGGGUGACCUUCCAUGAGCCGUGGGUGAUGAGCUACGCGGGCUACGGCACCGGCCAGCACCCGCCGGGCAUCUCCGACCCCGGAGUGGCCUCCUUUAAGGUGGCUCACUUGGUCCUCAAGGCUCAUGCCAGAGCUUGGCACCUCUACAACAGCCAGCAUCGCCAGCAGCAGCAGGGCCGUGUGGGCAUCGUGCUGAACUCAGACUGGGCAGAGCCCCUCUCCCCAGAGAGCCCCGAGGACCUGAGAGCCUCCGAGCGCUUCCUGCACUUCAUGCUGGGCUGGUUUGCACACCCCAUCUUUGUGGAUGGGGACUACCCAGCUGCCCUGAGGGCCCGGAUUCAACAGAUAAACAAGCAGUGCCCCAGGCCCGUGGCCCAGCUCCCUGAAUUCACCGAGGCCGAGAAGCAGCUCCUGAAAGGCUCAGCUGACUUCCUGGGUCUGUCCCACUACACUUCCCGCCUCAUCAGCACGGCCCCACAGGACACCUGCAGCCCCAGCUAUGAUACCAUCGGAGGCUUCUCCCAGCACACGGACCCUGCCUGGGCCCAGACCUCCUCCCCUUGGAUUCGCGUGGUGCCCUGGGGUAUGAGGAGGCUGCUGCGGUUUGUAUCCUUGGAAUACACAAGAGGACAAGUUCCCAUCUACCUGGCUGGGAAUGGCAUGCCCAUCGGGGAAAGUGAAAAUCUCCUUGAUGAUUCCUUGAGAGUAGACUACUUCAAUCAAUAUAUCAACGAGGUGCUCAAGGCUGUCAAGGAGGACUCGGUGGACGUUCGAUCUUACAUUGCUCGUUCCCUCAUCGAUGGCUUCGAAGGGCCCUCUGGGUACAGCCAGAGGUACGGGCUGCACCACGUCAACUUCGAGGACAGCAGCAGGCCCAGGACUCCCAGGAAAUCUGCCUAUUUCUUCACCAGCAUCAUCGAAAACAAUGGUUUCCUCACCAGAGAAGUGAAAAGACUGCCACCCCCCAGGACGGCAGCUUUCCCCCCUCCAGUCAGAGCCUUCCCUUUUCCAUCCGAGGUGCCCUCCAAGGCCAAGGUAGUCUGGGAGAAGUUCUCCAACCAGCCCAGGUUUGAACGAGACUUGUUUUACCACGGCACGUUCAGGGAUGACUUCCUGUGGGGCGUGUCCUCCUCAGCCUACCAGAUCGAAGGGGCGUGGGCCGCGGACGGCAAAGGCCCCAGCAUCUGGGACAACUUCACCCACACGCCGGGCAGCAACGUGAAGGGCAACGCCACGGGAGACGUGGCCUGUGACAGCUACAACCAGCUGAGUGCCGACCUGAACAUGCUUCGAGCUUUGAAGGUGAAGGCCUAUCGCUUCUCUAUCUCCUGGUCUCGGAUUUUCCCGACGGGGAGAAACAGUUCUGUCAAUCACCAAGGUGUCGAUUAUUACAACAGGCUGAUCGAUGGCUUGGUGGGAAGCAACAUCUUUCCGAUGGUGACGCUGUACCACUGGGACCUGCCCCAGGCCCUGCAAGACAUCGGAGGCUGGGAGAACGCGUCCUUGAUUGAGUUGUUUGACAGCUACGCAGACUUUUGUUUUCAGACCUUUGGCGACAGGGUCAAGUUCUGGAUGACCUUCAACGAGCCCACCUACCAGGCGUGGCUGGGCUACGGCUCAGGGGAGUUUCCCCCGAAUGUGAAGGAACCAGGCUGGGCACCUUACAGGAUUGGCCACGCACUCAUCAAAGCUCAUGCCAGAGCCUACCACACGUACGAUGAGAAGUACCGGCCAACGCAGAAGGGGGUCAUCUCCCUGAGCCUCAGUGCACACUGGGCAGAGCCCAAGUCGCCCGAGCUCCCGAGGGACGUGGAGGCGGCUGACCGGACGCUGCAGUUCUCGCUGGGCUGGUUCGCCCACCCCAUCUUCCGAAACGGGGACUAUCCCGAGGCCAUGAAGUGGAAAGUGGGGAACAGAAGUGAACUACAGCACUUGGCCUCGUCCCGCCUGCCAAGUUUCACCGAGGAGGAGAAGAGGUACGUCAGGGGUACGGCCGAUGUGUUCUGCCUCAACACCUACUCCUCCAGGAUCGUGCAGUACACAACACCGAGGCUAAACCCGCCCUCCUACCGAGAUGACCAGGAGACGAUCGAGGAGGAGGACCCUUCGUGGCCGGCCACAGCGCUGAACAGAGCUGCGCCCUGGGGGAUGCGGAGGCUGCUCAACUGGGUCAAGGAAGAGUAUGGUAACAUCCCCAUUUACAUCACCGAAAAUGGGGUGGGGCUGGAAAAUCCGAAGGUGGAAGAUACCGAUCGGAUAUUCUACCACAAAACCUACAUCAAUGAAGCUUUGAAAGCCUACAGGCUCGACGGCGUAGACCUUCGAGGGUACGCCGCGUGGUCCCUGAUGGACAGCUUUGAGUGGCUGAAUGGUUACACAGUCAAGUUCGGGCUGUACCAUGUUGAUUUCAACCACACGAGCAGGCCUCGCACGGCCAGAGCCUCCGCCAGGUACUACACGGAGGUCAUCACCAACAACGGCAUGCCGCGGCCCCCGGAGGACGAGUUUCUCUACGGGCAGUUUCCCGAGGGCUUCCUCUGGAGUGCGGCUUCCGCUGCGUAUCAGAUUGAAGGUGCGUGGAGAGAAGAUGGCAAAGGACUGAGCAUUUGGGACACAUUCUCCCACACGCCACUGAAGGUCAGCAACGACGACACGGGAGACGUGGCCUGUGACAGUUACCACAAGAUCGCCGAGGACGUGGCCGCCCUGCGGAACCUGGGCGUGUCCCACUACCGCUUCUCCGUCUCUUGGCCUCGCGUCCUCCCGGACGGGACCACCAAGUACAUCAACGAGGCGGGACUGCGCUACUACACGCAGCUCAUCGACGCGCUGCUGGCCGCCAACAUCAAGCCCCAGGUGACCAUCUACCACUGGGACCUGCCCCAGGCCCUGCAGGACGUGGGCGGCUGGGAGAACGAGACCAUCGUGCAGCGCUUCAGAGACUACGCCGAUGUGCUCUUCCAGAGGCUGGGUGGCAAGGUCAAGUUCUGGAUCACGCUGAACGAGCCCUUCGUCAUCGCUCUGCAGGGCUACGGCUAUGGGACGGCGGCCCCAGGCAUCUCCUUCAGGCCCGGCACCGCCCCCUACAUCGCCGGCCACAACCUGAUCAAGGCCCACGCCGAGGCCUGGCACCUGUACAACGACGUGUACCGCGCCCAGCAAGGCGGCCUCAUCUCCAUCACCAUCAGCAGUGACUGGGCGGAGCCCAGGGACCCCUCCAACCAGGAGGACGUGGAGGCGGCCAGGAGAUACGUCCAGUUCAUGGGAGGCUGGUUUGCACAUCCCAUUUUCAAGAAUGGGGAUUACAAUGAAGUGAUGAAGACCCGGAUCCGCGACAGGAGCUUGGCCCAAGGCCUCAACAAGUCUCGGCUGCCUGAGUUCACGGAGAGUGAGAAGAGGAGGAUCAAUGGCACCUACGACUAUUUUGGGUUCAAUCACUACACCACUGUCCUGGCCUACAAUCUUGACUAUGCCUCUUGGGUCUCUUCCUUUGAUGCAGACAGGGGAGUUGUCUCCAUCACAGAUCGCUCUUGGCCAGACUCCGGCUCCUUCUGGCUGAAGAUGACACCCUUUGGCUUCAGGAGGAUCCUGAACUGGUUAAAGGAGGAGUACAACAACCCUCCCAUCUACGUCACAGAGAACGGAGUGUCCCAAAGGGGAGAAACCAGCCUCAAUGACACUGCGAGGAUCUACUACCUCCGCAGCUACAUCAACGAGGCACUCAAAGCUGUGCGGGAUAAGGUGGACCUUCGAGGAUACACUGUUUGGAGUGUGAUGGACAACUUUGAAUGGGCCACGGGCUUCGCAGAGAGGUUUGGUCUGCAUUAUGUGAACUACACUGACCCUUCUCUGCCGAGGAUUCCCAAAGCGUCAGCCAAGUUCUACGCCUCUAUCACCCGGUGCAAUGGCUUCCCCGACCCAGCCGCAGGCCCGCACCCUUGUCUCCAGCCAGAAGAUGCCGGACCCACCGUCAGUCCCCAGAGAGAGGAGGAGGUCCGGUUCCUGGGCCUGGCCCUGGGAGCCACCGAAGCCCAGACCGCGCUGUACACGCUCUUCUCUCUCAUGCUCCUCGGAGCCUGCGCCGUGGCCUUUCUGUCCUACAAGUACUGCAAGCGCUCCAAGCAGCGGAACACACCGCCAGGCCAGCAGGAGCUGCGCCCUGCUUCUUCGUUCUGACCCCAGGCACCGCCUCCUCCAGUUCUGCGAAACAGGCCCAGUUUCUCUGUACACCUUUACCACCCACAAAACCCCCGAGGAGCGCCCCUUGUGCCCGCACCGGAGUGCUCACAAAGGCCUCCUGCAAGGAUUUCAGCCCCUGAUUAAAAAGGGAAUGUCUGCAUCUCGCCCCAGGAUCAGAAACUCAUUUGGGCAUUAGAAGGCCCUGCAGCUGGCUCUUGUGCAACUGUGCAGGCACUGAACUCACCCAGUGGUUCUGUGGGCCAGUAAUCCGGGCAGUUCCAAGCUGAAGAGAUUUUAAAGAUAGAAAUAGGAGAGAAAACCAAUCCUUUUUCUAAGAAAUCAACUCCAUUGCAUAGAUGGACUAGUGUCAUCUCCUGCCCUCUCUUCAAACUCCCUUCCAGCCUCAUAUCUUGUGUGUCUCCGAAAAUAAUGGAG
Messenger RNA from Pipistrellus kuhlii (Kuhl's pipistrelle), 6090 nucleotides. RefSeq names its product lactase (gene LCT). The coding region runs from base 1 to 5652 and encodes 1883 amino acids. Lineage: Eukaryota; Metazoa; Chordata; Mammalia; Chiroptera; Vespertilionidae. Gene Ontology annotation, biological process: carbohydrate metabolic process. The record is from RefSeq and is a predicted model, not a curated record. Gene Ontology annotation, molecular function: lactase activity. The transcript has 17 exons.